UUGUAAAUAAUCUUUCUCUUCACCAAAUAUCUCAUGACAAUCUAAAAAAAACAUUACAUACUAAAGUUUUUACGAAGGCAUGUUAGAUAGAAGUCUUUUAUGUUUUCAAUUAAAACUCCUCAUAAUGAAGAAAAAUUGACAAGACAAAAUUGAUUUAAUUUUAAAUAAUGGUGCAGCGUGCUGGUACUUUCUUAUAAAUUUUACCUUCUUCCCCUGUUAUUAUUAUUAUUAACAAUCAACCUACAGACAAAGUACAAUUAAAACAGGGCUGAGCUCAUCCACUUAUACCCUGGUCUAUAUGGGAUCUAGUGGUUCAGCCUGAAUUUUCUUAGGAUUCAGUGUGUAUGCCAGAAAAGCAUGGAUACUAGGUGAUAAAUAAAGGGGUGCUUCAAAAGCACUUACAGAAUACGGUACACACCUUCACAGAGUUUGUUUAUUUGAGAAUUAUUAUAAAUUUGACCUUCUUCCCCUUUAGUAAACACGAAUUACACAAAAAUGUUAUCAUGCCAUUUAGAUUAAUAUUAAAUAUUAUAUUGACAGUAAAUAGAACUAUAAGAUGUUAAAAUAAGUAAAAAGCAGAAAACGUGAAAUAAUAUUGAAAACAAAGCCUAAUGCGCUGCACAGUAUGAAAGUAUUAAAGAGUUUCAAAGGAUAAUUAACUUGUUAACCGUCAUUUCAUGAAAUUAGAAUAUAAAAUCCGGAUUAUCCAUUAUUUCAUGGAAAUAAAAUAUAAAAUCCGGAUUAUCCAUUAUUUGUUUCAUCCCCUAAAUCUAAAUACCUAUUGAAGUUUUAUUUAUAUCUGUAAAAAAUACUGUCUAUUUCUAUGAUAUACAUCUGUAAUAUUAAAAAAGAUUUCAAAGCUAAAAUUAAUGCGUCUUUGCUGGAAUGGCGUUGUGAUCUCGUAGCUUCUUUAGUUUUAGUUUUGAUUUUACGCAAAGUAUGAGAGAAUCAAAUUUAUCCGGUUGCACAAUAGAAAUUCAAACAUUUUUAAUCGUCUCAAUAGCUCUUUGGAGGAGUUAUACUUACUGAGAUAUAUUAGAUUUUAAUUUUAAUUUUACAUUAUUGUAGUUUAAAUAGUAUUAAAGCAAUUUUACUAGAAGAAUGUCAAAAGUCAAAUGAUCAAAUAGAAAACUCUGGGUUGGAUCGCAAACAACUGAUCAAUGAUUGUACUAUUGCUAAGCUAGAAAAUGCUAUAUUUUAACAUCUAAAAACUGUUUAAAAUGCAUGAUAAAAUGAAAAUAAGCAUACAAAUUAGGGGUAAAUGGAUUAAGCAAACGAAAAAAAUGAAUGAAACAGUCAUCUACUUGGAAAUAACAAAAACUAACAUUACACUUAAAAAAUUUAAAAACUUUCAGAUAGAGAAUGAGUAGUUUGAAAACUGUUGCUGAAGUAUACUUGCAGAAUUUAGGACCUGGUCAAAGAGGAUUACUUAUCACUCUCUUAGUUUACCUGGUAAGCUUGAUAUCUGAAUAUGAGGGGUAUAAUGAUGAUAAUAAGGAGAGUGGGAGAGGGUAUCUUAGUGAGAAGAACAACUUCUUAAACCAGUACCUGGUCAAGCUAGGCUGGGGCUGGACUUUUACCUUAGUUGGAGUGUGGAGAGUUCUGGUGAAUUAUAAUCAAAAACCUAAACAGAGUUUAUUAACAUUCAGUUGUAUCAUUCAUCUUGCUGCAGGAACUGCAGUUUGGUUUCUAUUUGUUGUCAUCAUAUUCCCUUACAUAGAGAAUAGCACGGGGGUAUGCAGGGUCUCAAGUUUUCUUAACAAAAGAGACUGUUUUAAAGCCGGAUACUGGUGGACCGGGUUUGAUACUUCCGGACACUGUUUCCUGCUUCUCUGGAAUAUUCUUUUUAUUGCAGAAGAGACGAAAGUUUUCACUUUUCUCAAAUCUGCAAGGUUAAAGAACAAAGAAGGAGUGCGGUCGGACUUAAUCUCAGAGGGCCCUGUUAGCUGGUUUUCCUUGCUAGAAAUACAGUUGUUAGUACUUAGUGCAUUAAACCUGGUUUGGGAAAUUAUGAUCCUAGCCACAGCGUUCUACUUUCAUUCGCCAGGUGAGAAAGUUGGUGGUUGUCUGUGUGCUCUUUUCUCCUGGUUUAUUGUCUACAGGAUUGCUGGAUUAGGGAAGCAAAACAGCUCUCAGCUUUGAAGUUUGGGAUUUCUUAGUCGAUAACUCGAAGACUCUGAAGCAGUGUCGAAAAAUAUAAAUUUUGCAUUUGAAAUUUUAUUGUUUAACAUUCAGAAUGUGCCCUUCUUGUAGCAUUGGGCAGGAAAUGUAAUUUGUUACAUUUAAUAGUCUAGAACUCAAAUUCCAAAAUUUUGCAUUUAUUAUACAAUGUAGGAUUUACCUUGACACAACACACGAACCGUUAGCCUUUAUUUCGCCGAUUUAUCAGGGUAUUAAUAAAAAAUUUUAAUCAUCAUUUUAGCCCUUAAUUAUCUACAGGGUACCCAAAAAUGAUGAGUUAGUAUGAAAUAUUUUUUCUUACAUUUACAUGAUGGUUCUGCACAUUAUUUAAGCUUCAAAUCGUUAACUUGAAAUAGUUUCAGGUGGUCAGG
Molecule: messenger RNA, 2552 nt
Organism: Eurytemora carolleeae
Lineage: Eukaryota; Metazoa; Arthropoda; Copepoda; Calanoida; Temoridae
Product: fat storage-inducing transmembrane protein 2
Exons: 10
Coding region: 1363-2142 (259 amino acids)
Biological process (GO): lipid droplet organization; lipid storage; phospholipid biosynthetic process
Cellular component (GO): endoplasmic reticulum membrane
Source: RefSeq, a predicted model, not a curated record